Candoia aspera is the source of this 1567-nucleotide messenger RNA. It is a transcript of the gene EVA1B, whose product is annotated as eva-1 homolog B. The record is from RefSeq and is a predicted model, not a curated record. NCBI's taxonomy places the organism in Eukaryota, Metazoa, Chordata, Lepidosauria, Squamata, Candoiidae. The transcript is spliced from 4 exons. Bases 177 to 836 code for a protein of 219 amino acids.
AAUAAUUACUCAUUUGGCGGACACUGGGUCCACCUGAGCACUUGUGGGUCCUGCACAAGCUCAAAAGCAAAACAACUCCCCAACUGAUCCUCCUCUGGCCCCCCAAAGCCUGCGCCUAGGAGGAAGGGGGAGCUCUGGCCCCACCAGCAGCCAUUUCCUGUUGCUCUGCAGCCUUAAUGCAAACCAGACCCCAUCUCGGUGCCUCAUUUGCGUCUUCCUUUCCAGACAGGAGGACGCUGCAGACACUGCAGGAAGGGACAAGUUGGGAGUUUCUGUGCAAAGGGCUUCCUGGCUCUCCCAGAGGCCCUGGAUCACCCACCUCCCACUGCCCCGGUACCACAAAGACAUCCGCUAUGGAGACAGACGGCAGAGGGGAGAUGGAGCUCCUAAGUAGCAGCAUCGCGGCCUAUGCGCACAUCCGAGAUAACCUGGAAAGUGUGGGCCUCUACUUUGUGCUGGGUGUUUGCUUUGGUCUGGUGCUGACACUCUGCCUGCUGGUCAUUCAUAUCUCAUGGCACCCUCAAGCCAUCCCCUCCAAGCACCAAAAAAGCCUGCGGGACUUGAGUGAAGGGGAGGAGGAAGAGGAGGAAGAGGAAGAAGAUACAGCUGACCAUGCAGUUUCUGAGCCCCCAUUAGCCAUGACAGAGUUGCCCUUGGCAUCCCCCAGCACCCCAGAUGGAACCCUCACAAUUAAUGUCUUUGCUUCAGCUGAAGAAUUGGAACGUGCCCAGCGGCUGGAGGAGCGUGAGCGCAUCCUCAGAGAAAUUUGGCGUAAUGGCCAGCCGGACAUUCUGGGAACAGGUAGUGGCACCAUUGGGAGAGUCCAUUACUAUUGAACAACCUCUUCGUUCAUGUCUAAGCUGAGUGGACAACCGUCCUGCACUCCUUGAGGCACUGCCACAAUCGCUGUGCCUGCCAGCCAACCCAGACCUUGAACUAAGAAGGAUAAUGGGAGCGUGGGAGGUGGAGGGCCUUCCUGCGUGUGAGUGACUCUGAUCUGGGCAUGCACACACAGCCAGGGGGAGCCUCGAGGAUCCAUCUGGGCAGGACUCUUGCAGGGGCAUUAAGAGGAUUGCUCCCAAGGACCGGCUUCUCUGAGUCUCUGUGGGGGGCACAAAGGGAGUUGCAGAUGGAGGCAUUUAUAUGUGGAGACAAUGUUGGUUUUCUGCCACGGGCUUUGGAAAGUUCCUGCUGAUCCACUGAGGGAUCUACUCUACAAAGGGAGGAGGCUUCAGCAACCUUGGGCCUGCUCCGUAGAAGUGUGCUAGAUGUUCUGAGGUCAGAGCAUCCAACUGCUGAAAAUGCUUGGCUCAGUGUGGAACGACCCAGCCACGGUCUCAGUUGGCCUGUUGCCUGGGGCCAGGGUACUGUGCCAGUGAUGUGCUCUGCACUCCCUCUUUCCCAGCUGUGGGAGGGCUCUUCUCCCAACUUGCCAAGCCUCAGGAGAUCCCCCCAUUCCUUACCUGAAGUGCCGUAGGAUGUCUCAAGUCUUCCAGAAUUCCCUCUGCUGGGGAGUUUCUUUUGUCCUGUAAAGACGCUCAGCGGCCAGGGGUAAAAGAGGCAGCAG